CGUCAGUCUGCCAGCUGCCUUCACAUCACUCGCAAACAAAACAAGUAACUCACCAAAAUGAAACUGUUCAUUGUCGCCGCUCUGUUCGUCGCCGCCGCCAUGGCCGCACCCACCACCAUCGAUGGCGAUGCCCAAAUCAUCGUCCAAAAUAACGACAACAUCGGCGUCGGUCCUUACGGCUAUGAGUUCCAAACUUCGAACGGUAUCUCCCAGAGAGAGCAGGGUCAGCUCAAGAACGUGGGCACCGAGAACGAAGCUCUGGAAGUGCAGGGCCAGUUCUCUUAUACCGGUACCGACGGCGUUGUUUACAGCGUCACCUACACCGCCAACGAGCUCGGUUUCCAGGCCCAGGGCGCCCACAUUCCCCAAGCACAAUAAAUAGCUCUUAUAUAAAUUAUUAUCUAGUCCAAAAAUACUCAAAUUCCCGAUUCCUUCCCUAUAGUACUUUAGACAAAUCGUAUAGAGCGAUUCUGUGAUACAAAUAACAUACAAUUAAUGUUAAUAAAGAAGUUACCAUAAUUUA
Papilio polytes (common Mormon) is the source of this 523-nucleotide messenger RNA. Its product is annotated as flexible cuticle protein 12-like. The coding region runs from base 58 to 378 and encodes 106 amino acids. Lineage: Eukaryota; Metazoa; Arthropoda; Insecta; Lepidoptera; Papilionidae. The transcript has 3 exons. Gene Ontology annotation, cellular component: chitin-based extracellular matrix. Gene Ontology annotation, molecular function: structural constituent of chitin-based larval cuticle. The record is from RefSeq and is a predicted model, not a curated record.